AUGAGUGCGACGUCUGCUGCGACGGGCGCUCCAGCGCAACAACACGUCGCCAGCCCCAACGGCACAUCAAAGCUAUCGCAGCCCUCGCCGGACGCGCAUUCCUGGAGCGAUGAGGGUUCGAGUGGUGAAGACGGUGUCGACCGCAGUCAGAGCGGCACCGCGGGCAAAAGGAAGCGCCCUCUGUCUGUGAGCUGCGAAACGCAAGUAUCCACGAGCUGGUGCAUGGUACAUGGUGCUGAACAACAAUUGACUGUGGUGCAGCUGCAAGACGCGCAAGGAUGGUGCAUGAAGAACAGCAGCGCAUGCGUUUAUCUGCCCCGAAAGAAGCCCGGGUUGCGCGCGGGCUAUGGCAGAGAGCUUGAGGCGCGUCUGGACAAACUGGAGAACCUCAUCGUCCAGCAACAGAACCAGAUCCACCAUCUCUCCACCAACCAGAUUGCAGCCAACCACUCGCCUCAAGAAGCCUCCUCCUAUCGGCCCAGCCCACCGAUUCUGCCGCACACGCCUCACGUCCCACGACCCGAGACAGCUCUGUUCCUGCAGAAGCCUGCGUCGACAUUUCCUUCGCAAAAUGCCCUGCAAACUCAGUUCAGUGCCCGUGUCACAGACGGGCGACCGGCGCCAUCCGUCACAGGGAAUGCGUACCAAGGGCAAGCCGAAGAGAUGCAACAGCCCAUGACUGGGCUGCACAGAGACUCGUUCUCGUCGUACAGCGAGCAGUUCACGCCUUCCAUGUCGCGAUCACUGGGACAGACGGAUGCCGACUUCCCCCCAUACGACCUGCUCUAUGCACUGGUAGAUUUGUUCUUCAAGCACAUCUACCCCUGGUGUCCUAUCCUGCACCGCCAGACCACCUUGAACUCUCUCUUUGGCGACCAAGCCUUGGACGAAGAGGACCGCAUCAUCCUCCAUGCAGUCGUUGCCACUACCGUCAAGUUCUCCACCGACCCGCGACUGACGGCAGAAAAGCGAUCGCGGUACCAUUCCAGCUCCAAAUCCAAGGUCCUGCUCUAUGGUAUCGAAAACAGCUCUGUCAAAUCACUGCAAGCGCUUGUCAUCCUAGCUUUAGACGUUGUCGGCUGUUCCAACGGGCCACCCGGCUGGAACCUAUUGGCUUUGAUCACUCGCAGCGUCGUUCAACUCGGCCUCUCCAUGGAAAUCUACUCGCCGGCUGUUGCACCGCAGUACGCCUCCAUAUACACCCUUCGCGCCAUUGUGCUGCCGGAGCCAAAGGACUGGAUAGAGGAAGAGUCGCGACGUCGAUUGUUCUGGAUGAUAUACGUACUUGACCGAUAUGCGACAGUUGCGACAGCUUUCGAGUUUGCAUUGGACGAGAACGAAAUCGACCGUCGUUUACCGUGCCGUGACGAUCUUUACGCCCGCAAUGUGCCUGUCGAGACGCGAUGGUUCCAUACCAAGACGCGAUCAGACUACAGUAUGAACCGACCGGAAAACCUGGGCACCUUCUCCUACUACGUCGAGGUUCUAGGCAUACUUACCAAAGUCCACAAGUUCUUGAAAAAGCCAGUCGACAUUACCUCACUUCAGGAUGUAGAGCAAUGGCAGAGAGAAUAUCGAGAGCUCGACAACGCGAUUGAGGAGUGGAAGUACAAUCUCCCGCAAGAGUUCGGCAACUCAGCGAGAAUGUUUGCCAAAGCUGGCUUGAAUCAAGGCCUCAACAGCGGUCUUCACGUGUGUUACUGGUUCAUGGCUCCACCAUCGAUCAUCGCGUCGAUACCUCCAUCAAUCUCCCUAGUCAACACUCUCCAGGAGUUGGGUCAAUACUGGGAGGUCGGAACCCGAUAUGCCAAUCUUCUCUCACGCGUCCUCUCUGAGUACCAGGAAUCGCAGCAAGCGCUCACCGGCAUCAAUGGCGAACGCGUGACACCUUCGACAGUCAAGAUUCUCGCCGACAUGAGAAGAUGCGCUUUCGAUCUCGACUUUCUGAUCUCGCGGCAACCCAAACUAAACAGUAAUGCAAGAUUGCCGUCCGUGACCCCUGCUCGCACUCCUGCUCCGAACGAGUUGGAGUAUCUGGACGUGUUUGACUUCUUUAACAUGCCUCGAUUACCAGUCUCUAUGGACGCUACUAUGAGUUAUACUGCUGGAGAAGGCAUGCAGAUUCCCGAAGGCGCGUACGAGAACGAGUCGAAUAUCACAAACUACAUGGUCGACGCUAGCUCAGACUGGUUUAUGAAGCAAGCGUCGUCGUAA
Parastagonospora nodorum SN15 is the source of this 2214-nucleotide messenger RNA. RefSeq lists its product as hypothetical. Gene Ontology annotation, molecular function: zinc ion binding; DNA binding. The transcript is spliced from 5 exons. Gene Ontology annotation, biological process: DNA-templated transcription. The coding region runs from base 1 to 2214 and encodes 737 amino acids. The record is from RefSeq and is a predicted model, not a curated record. NCBI's taxonomy places the organism in Eukaryota, Fungi, Ascomycota, Dothideomycetes, Pleosporales, Phaeosphaeriaceae. Gene Ontology annotation, cellular component: nucleus.